Messenger RNA from Oryza sativa Japonica Group (Japanese rice), 3987 nucleotides. The record is from RefSeq and is a predicted model, not a curated record. Lineage: Eukaryota; Viridiplantae; Streptophyta; Magnoliopsida; Poales; Poaceae.
CGCCGCUGCACGGUCCAAGAUCAAGGAUAUGAGCUCGGAGGUGGUGGACAGCAAUCCCUACAGCAGGCUCAUGGCGCUGCAGCGUAUGGGGAUCGUGGACAACUACGAGCGCAUCCGUGAUUACUCCAUCGCCAUCGUUUGUUAGUUUUGGACAGACUUAUAUGUGACCCUACCUUCUGAAGGACACACACUAGGCCUCUAAACCUGCCGUGAAAGAGUGGUUCAAUCGAGUUAUUUCUAGGAGCUUUCAGAAUUACCCCUUUCAGAGCUUCCAGAAUUACCCCUUUCAGUCUUACAAACAUAUGGUAUGGUUAGACAAUGUUGUCAGGUUCUCGGUUCUCUCACUAAUACCUGAUUAAAUGGGCAAGACCGAUGAUGGUUUGUUUGGCUUCUUGAAUUGUCAUUUCUGCACCAAAGUCAAAUUUUGUCACAUGCCUGUUAGAUGUGUAUUAGAUAGGUUGUAUUUAUGGUUUUAUGUCUUUUGGCUUUCCAUGUUCCUGUCUUUUGGUUUUCCUUGUAUCUGUUUAUAUAUUUGGGCUAUUGCCCUCUGGUGAAUACAAGUCGUGUUCAUAACAUGGUAUCAGAGCAGGUUUAGACUUCUCGUCUUCUUAUAAUUUUCUCUCUCGACUUCUCCAUGAUUUUCUUUGAGGAUUAUCGGCCUCUUCAUCUUGAAGCCAUGAUGUUCCUCUUGAUCUAGUAUGGUGUCGCUGAGAAUCGUUCAUCUCUGCUCCCCAACGUCGUCAAUUUCUUCAGAACAGUGUAGAGGGCUGGUGGUUGUCCUCAUCACCGGCUGUCAUCGCUUCUUGUCGCCGACCGCCGUCGCCCCUCGUCGUGGCCUCCGGCCGCCGUCGGAACCCGUCGCUGCUAGUCGCGGGCCUCCGGAACCCGUCGCUGCUCGUCGCUGGCCUCCGGCUGGCGCCGCUCGUCACGGGCCUCCGGCCGCCGUCGCCCCUCGUUGUAGGCCUCCGGACGUCGUCGACCCUGGUCGCGGGCGCCUCCGCCUGGGUUGUAGGGCGCCGUCGCCUGGGUCGCUCGGUGUCUGUUUCCCCGAUCCGGAUCUGGAUCGGGAGGUAUAAAAAAACGAAAAAAAAAGAAGAAAAGAAAAAGGCUUCUCUGGCUCUGCUACUGUUGUGCUCUGAUCGCACGUGGUGGCUCUAUAUUUUGGGCUGAGGCAUUAAAAAAAAAAAACUUGCUGCCGCUUGUUCUGUUUGCUCUCUCGCCGUCGCUUCUUCCUUCUUGAUGAUGUCGUCUUUAUCCGGCACUGUGUCUGUUCCUCGUUGCCCAGUUCUUUUUGAUGGUGUCAACUAUAGUCAUUGGGCUCAGCACAUGCGUCUUCAUAUGCGUGGUCAGCGUCUUUGGGAUGUUUUAUCUGGUGAGCUACCUUUUCCUCCUUGCCCUAUUGCUCCAACUAUGCCUUCACUUGCAAGUCAAGCUACUGAUGACGAUAGAGCAAAGGCUAAAGAGCAGUUUGAUGAUGCCAUGGAAAAUUAUCAGAGUCAGUUUGCUUUAUACAAGGCUUGGUUGGAUGAGGAUGCUCGAGCUUCUGCUAUUCUUGUAGCUAGUAUGGAGAUUCAUCUUACUGGUGAGGUGGUUACUCUUACUUCAGCUCAUCUCAUGUGGACACACCUACGUGAUCGUUAUGCUCCUACUAGUGAUGCUCUUUACCUUGCUAUGGUGCGUCAGGAGCAGUCCUUGCAACAGGGGGAUAGUACGGUGGAUGAGUUCUAUACACAGUUAUCCUCUAUUUGGCGUCAGCUUGAUUCUUUGGGACCGGCUAUUUGUCAUACCUGUCAGUGCUGUCAGCGUCAGCGUUCUCACAUGGAUCUUCGUCGGAUCUACGAUUUUUUCACACGCCUCCGAUCCGAGUAUGAGUCCACUCGUGCACAGUUACUUGCUCGACAUCCGCGUGUUACUAUCAUGGAAGCUCUUACGGAGAUUCGUUCUGAGGACAUUCGUCUUCGAGAGUUGUGCCAUCUGGUAGGGGUCACCUUCACUUCACCUAUUAUGAUAAAGAUGGACAUGUGGAGUCAUUUUGCUUCAGGAAGAAGGAUUUACGUCGUGGCAAUUCUUCGAAGGGUACUAGUGGUUCUUCUCAGAAGAGUGCUGGAGGUUCAGAUUCACAGGAAAUUCUUAUGUUACUUCGUCGCCUUACUGCUUCUGCUGCGACAGGUUCUGUUGGUUCUGUGGCUCUACCUUCUGCACAGUUUGGUUCUGCUGUUCUUGGUUCUUCAUCUUCUACUGAGGGACCAUCUUCUGCUCCAGGAUCGUCACACGGGUCUCCUGGUUGGUACUGGCCCUCGCCGCCGUGAUUCUCAGCGUCUUUGGGACCUUGACUGGCUUCGUCUUCCUUUCGCUGCGCCUGCUAGUCUUCUUGCUUCCGCUGCUUCCUCUAUGGUGUCUUUUGCUCAGUGGCAUCAUAGGUUGGGACAUCUUUGUGGUUCUCGUCUGUCGGCUUUAGUUCGUCGUGGUCUUUUAGGGUCUGUGUUAGGUGAUGUCUCUUUAGAUCAAUGUCAAGGUUGUAAGCUUGGAAAGCAAAUACAACUUCCCUAUCAUUCUAGUGAGUCUGUAUCUAAGCGUCCUUUUGAUCUUGUUCAUUCUGAUGUGUGGGGCCCAGCUCCUUUUGUUUCCAAAGGAGGUCAUCGCUAUUAUAUCAUAUUUAUAGAUGACUUUUCUCGUCAUACUUGGAUUUACUUCAUGACUCAUCGCUCCGAAGUUUUGGCUAUUUAUAAAUCUUUUGCUCGCAUAAUUCGCACUCACUUUGAUUCUCCCAUCCGCGUGUUUCGUGCUGAUUCCGCUGGUGAGUACCUUUCUAUAGAGUUGCGCGUUUUUCUUUCCGAGCAGGGUACUCUUUCUCAGUUUUCUUGUCCGGGUGCUCAUGCUCAGAAUGGUGUAGCGGAACGUAAACAUCGUCAUCUUCUUGAGACUGCUCGUGCUCUUAUGAUUGCUUCUUCUGUUCCUCCUCAUUUUUGGGCUGAGGCUGUUUCCACUGCUAAUUACUUGACCAACAUCCACCCUUCUUCUGCUCUACAGGGUGGGAUUCCUAUUGAGCAUCUUUGUGGUCAGCCUCCUGAUUAUUCUAAUCUGCGUCUUUUCGGUUGUGCUUGCUAUGUGCUUCUUGCACCACGUGAGCGUACAAAGUUGACGGCUCAGUCUGUUGAGUGCGUUUUUCUGGGGUAUAGUGCUGAACAUAAGGGUUAUUGUUGUUGGGAUCCUGUAGGACGGCGGAUGCGGAUUUCUCGGGAUGUUACUUUUGAUGAGUCUCGUCCUUUCUUUUCGCGUCCUAGCUCCACAUCAUCUCCCGAUGACUCUUCUAUUUCUCACUUUUCCUGAUACUCCUGUUCGUGCUUGCAUUCCUUCUCCUGUCUCUUCCUCUCAGCUGGCACCUUCUUAUGAGAAUUCUGCAUCCUCUUAUGUGCCUCCUCUUACCCAGGUUUAUAGUCGUAAACCUCGUGUCCAGUAGCUUUCUCUGGAUGCUUCUCCGGUUGCUCCUCCUCGAUACAAUUUUCGUGAUCGUAAUUUAGUUACGAUUCGUUCAGAGGAUCGCUAUGGUUAUGUUGCUACAGUUCUUGCUGAACCUCGUUCUUAUCGUGAUGCUGUUGUCCAUCAGGAAUGGCAACAUGCGAUGGCAGAGGAGCUUGCUGCACUUGAGCGUACUGGUACUUGGGAUCUUGUUCCCUUACCUUCUCAUGCUUGUCCCAUCACUUGUAAGUGGAUCUAUAAGGUCAAGACUCGCUUUGAUGGAACUCUUGAACGCUAUAAGGCUCGCCUUGUGGCGCGUGGUUUCCAACAAGAACAUGGUCGUGACUAUGAUGAAACUUUUGCUCCUGUGGCUCACAUGACUACUGUUUGAACACUUCUUGCAAUAGCUUCUGCUCAUCAUUGGAAUAUAUCGCAACUUGAUGUCAAGAAUGCUUUUCUCAAUGGGGAAUUGCAUGAAGAGGUUUACAUGCGGCCACCUCAAGGCUAUUCAGUUCCAGAGGGUAUGGU